AUGGGCUCAGGCAAGCUCGGUGGUCAGAGUGACUGGAAGCAGCUUCCCUUACGAGAGAAGGCGGCCCGGGCCGCGGAGCGACGCGCGGCCGAGGCGAAGUGGGGUUUUGGGCCGGAAGAGCUGCCAGACGAGGCAAGCGUCUCCAGUGCCCCACCGGCGAGCGCCCCCAAGCGCAGGUGGUGCCAAAGACUAGGCUGCUCCUGCCCAGCCCCGCACCCUGAUCUGCCUGUGAAAUCCGAACUUGAAGACAAACUCCUUCAGGAGGCCAUCUUGGCCUCCCUUGCCGAGUCUCAGAGCCUACAGAGCCUCCAGAGCCCCAGCAUAGGCUGCAUUGUUCUCAGCGACGAUGAAGGAGCCGCUGAGUCCAACGCUCGCUCAGAGCUGGGACAAGUUCCCCGCGAGAGGGUCACUCUGGGCACCUUUUGGCAUCUGGCCUGCCAGCCUCCAAAGCGCAUGGACGCCGACGAAUUGCAUCCCUACGCAUCCCUGCUGCCCUUUCUGACUGGUGUGCCGGCUGAUGCCAGCCCGGUGCAAUCGCCCGAGACGGCUCGGUUAACACAUUGGCGCCCCAUGAGCACAGGAAAUUCGGGCAGAGGGGAGGCCCUCCAGGUGGUUCUGGACGGGCUGGAGUUUGCCCUGCGCUUGAUGGGGGCAGAUGCUCCACACGCUGCCCGACUUGCCAGGGUUGAACCUCGGGUGGCCCUAUCACGACGGCUUUGCAGCGGUGCCUCGGCCUCCCAGCGCCUAGUGCAGGAACUGGCAAUUCCAUCCUGUUCCCGGCAUGCCGCCGAUGUUUGUCAACUGGAGGGCGACUUGGAAGACCCGAGACGCUCGCCUGCCAUGGACUUGAAGACGUCCAUCAACAACUUGGAGGAGUCAUUGAAGGCUGCCAGCCGCGAUGUCAAAACGACUGCGCCAUCAGCCUUCCCUUCGCUUUCGCAGGAGCUGCCAUGCCUGAAGAGCCAGGGCUCAAUCGUCACGACGCCAGCAGAUUCAGAGUUCCAUUUGUUCGGACCCGGAUUCACUGCUGAUGCCUUUCGCGUGGCCGAAGAGAUGGCAGGGCAGCCGUUGCCAGCCGAUCUGCUCUCUCCCCCGGACUUGGCAGAAGUUGGUCCGCAUGAUGUACAGAAUCCUGCCGACCUGGUACAGCUGCUCGGGAGAGCCUGCUCAUCGUGUCUCAAGCUGCUGAAUCAACAGCGCUUGCUCACAAGCGCGCACCAUCUCUGUUUUUCCCUAGCGGCACGCGUGCUGCUAUCACUGCCGCUGGACCCUUCAUGGUACAAGCGCCCGGACUUCAACUGGACGUUGGAAACGCAGAACUUCAUCCUCGAACGCCUUCAUCUGCUCAUCCGCCAAUUGGCAAUGGCAGCUCUCGCUCUGGGACCAGCUGGCGACGCGGGACCAAGGGCGGUUGCUGCCAUGGCGGCGGCUGUCGCUUUCGACGCGGUCGCGCGACAACCCACGGAGAACGUCGCCUCCCUGCUCUCACAGGCCUUGGGCCAGGGACUGUGCCUCGGCUCAGGCUCCUUCGUGGCUGAGUCCUCGGAGCAGGCAAUCUCCUGGCCCCGAGCGGCAAAGGCCCGGAGCGAGAUUCUGGAAUACUUCGAGGCGGCAUCGAUCGCUGGCCAUCAACCUGUGUUCCAAGGAGUCGAGGUCGGACAGGCAGAACUGCAGUUGCUCAACGGCUGCUCCUUGUUGCUAGGUCUCGGUCCCGUUCGAUCCACUGCGGUGCAGCUCCUUUCGGGCGAGGAUCCCUCCCUCAUGGCGCAACUGCCGCAACUUGGGAUGAUGCGCGAUGUGGGAUUUCUGGCACAGCUGCUCUCCCGAAGCGGCGCUCUGCCCUUGACCACGCCCAAGAGUGGCAAUCAGAAUUUGCUGGGAACAUUGAGCUGGCGCAGCCAGGAGGGGAGCACUUCUUUGACUGUGCGGGGUCUGGCGCAGGGCCCGGCAACGGUCUUGGAGGCCUUGCUGCCGGUGGGGGCGGCCAAUUCUAAGGACAAGCAGUCGGGCGUACUGGCCAGAAUGAAGAAGGGCCUUCUUGGCCUGACGGGCGCGGAGCGGCGAAGUGCAGCCGCGUCGCAGGCAGAUCCCGGCGCACUGGUUGGCGAGAAGCUGCGGAGCGAAGAGGAUGUCCUCUUCCUUCCGUCGUCGAAGCUUCGAGCCUUUGAAGGCCUGUCACCUUCUGAAGCGGAGGUCGUACUGACCAUGUUGCUUGCUCCUUACCUUCGCAUACCGCUCCUCUUGGGCUACCUGGGCACAUCCGAGCGCAUCGGUGCGUUGGCAGAUGAACGGCUCCAGGGCGUCCUGGAGGCCGCGGUCUUCGAACCGGGCCCUUGGAGGUCCUCCACGCGGCCUCCGGAGAUCCCUGAGGCAAGUGGGGCUCCAACGCGUUCCCAUUUGGCCACUCCAUGUGGCCUUUUGAUUAACGAGCUGUGCAACGCACCGCGCCCGACGUUGGCCGGGGCUGCAGCCUUGCUCCAAAGUGCCCUCGAGCGUGACACGGGCAGAGCUGCAGCGGCUCCCAUCGGUCUUAUCCUCUUUGCGAUACGGAUGGGCUGCAGAAUCUUCUCUUUCGCGAAGGCGCUUUUGGAGUCCGAAGGUGCAGGCUCUUUGGCAGUCGCGAUUGCACUUGGUGCGGGUCGGCCGUCAGUGGAGGCUGCCGUGGAUCCACUCAAGAAGCAGCUGCUAGCCUCCAGGAAAGUCCUCCAGCGAUGGGCGACUGAAGCGGCGGAGCAUGGCAAGGCUGCGCUGGCCUGUGCCGUUUGGUCUCAUCUCGCCAUGCUUCAGUCCUGCCUUGGCUGGGGCGAGGCUGAGGCUCCGGUGGCGCUCCUGGCCUCGCAGCUCCUGAUGUCGAUGCACGGCCUAGAUGCAGUCUUUGAACGGAGCGAAGGGCGCAGUUCUUUCAGUGAAAGCCACGCAUCACCCAUGGUUCGCGCUGGAUCGGGACAGCUGCCUGGUGCAGAGCAGGAUCCCAUGGGAGGAGGCUCUGCCUGCGAGAUGUUCGCGAUCCUUGCGGAAGAGCGCACGAAUCUGGCCCGGUGGCUACGCCAAGGAGGUAGCCAAGCUGCAGCUGCGCUCGAAGCCGCAGUGGCCAUCGCAUCGCUUUCCAGAGGCAACAGUUCAGGUGCCACUGCCAGCUCUUGGACAGAAGUUCGACCAGGUGUGUUCAUGCGUUCUGCCGAAGCUCCGCUCCAGGACAAUUCCAAGCUCAGACCGGGUCAGAAGGUCGAAGAGUAUUUGCAGCUCUUGGCAUCCCUGCCAAAGCUCGCCUACGACACCAACUUGGGCAGCUUCGCCAUGCAGCAAGGAGAGCUUCAAGUCUUACCAGGCUGGGCAUCCAGCUCUCCAGAACUUCAAGACGUUUUUGGAGAGUCAUCCGAACUCCAAGGCAUUCUCUCAAGUCUCGUACAGAGAACCGAGCAUCGCGAGUGCAUCAACCUGGCCGGCCAAAGAUGCGACGUGCACCACUGGACGCCGGAUCCGCGCCCCUGGCCUAACCCUGUUGCUGCCCGUGGGGCUCGCUGUUCCUGGCUUGACGAAGCCGUGAAGGCGGCAGGAGGCCUUCCCACAGGCUUGGGAGCCAGUCGCCUGCUCGGAAGCUCGGAGAGGAUGGCACGUCUUGCUUGCGAGGUCGAGGGCAUUGAGGUGAUCGUGCUCCGAGAUCCUCCAGUGGUGCAAGUUUUCGAGCAGUGCUCGCACGCGAGGAUGGUCUUUCGAAGAUUGCGAUGGACCAGCGAUGCCUGUUGGUGCUUCACAGGCUUCGCCUCCCAGGAGCCCUGGAGCUCUGGGUCGGGCACUUGGUGCCUCUGCUCUGGACAAGGAGGAAUCCCUGGCUCCUCCGGCAAGCAGCCCCCGGCACCCGGAAGCAAAGAGACCGUGCUCAUCCAGAGGGACUUGCAGGAGGAAGGCAAGGCCGUGCGGGAGGCGCUCGUUCCGUCUGAUCUGAUGAGGGGCCUCCUUCCCGAGACCUUGCUACGCGCUUUUCGAUUCUGGAGGGGCGCCGAUGGGCUUAUGCGUGGAGAGGAGAGGCACCCAACACAGCCUGGUCAGCAUCUGCAGGUGGAGCGCAUUGACGACGACCGGGUCAGAGUCUGGCGGUAUCUGGCGUCCAGCCAUGUGGAUGCAGCUCAAGCCAAGCAGACGCCCCACAGGCAGCUGCUGCUGAACCUCAUGCUCAGCCAGAGCGACUCUCCUUUGCGGCGCCUGGCUGACGUGCUGACACGCAUAGAAGACCUGGCCUUCAUUCUCUGCUGGGCAGACGAGCAAGGUCGGGUGGCGGAAGUGGCACUGCCGCGGCUUGGACUAAACUUCAAGGUGAACCGCCAAGGGUGCCUCGAAUGCCUGGGCUUUGGCGGCCUCAGCAUCGCGGCCGAAGCACGCCUGGCGGAACAGUCGGUCUCAAGCAAAGUCCGGCAUCGACUGCAGCAGUUCGGCGGCGCAGCUCUGCUUCUACAGGGCGAGGAGGGUGAACUGGCCGUCCUGUGCUCUGCGCUGCAGCGCCCGCGGCGUCCUGCUGGAGGGCCUUCACCCGUGGAAUGGGGGGCCCCGUUGGUGUUUGAUCGAAGCAAGCGGAGGAGCUUCAGCAGCGACUCGCCUGGGCCGGGUCACUACUUCUUCUCCCUCCACUCCUCGCAGACCUACGCGCAAGCACAGGACCUCGCCGCAGAGCUCUACCGCCUAACUUGCUGCUGGCUUAUGCACCGCUACGACGAGGUGGUGCGAUCUGCCAGCUCUCUAGGCUGCGACGCUCUCACCUCACAGGAGGCCGCCUUGUGGUCGCAGCUCGGCAGCGAGACGGCGCACGAUCAGCAUGUGGACGCCCACGCAUGUCGCCUUCAUCUCUCCACAGCACUGCAACCUUUAGGUUUGGAGCCUCCGUGGUCCGUGAGGGAUGCGUACGUUCAGUUUCUGCUCAACCGCCAUCACUGUUCAGCAAGCUGCCUCCUGACGCCAGAGCUGGAGCUGCAGGUGUUGAAGAUGGUGCCGGAGCUGGAUGGCAUCAGCUGGCUCCUGCGCAACCGCCGGCGCAUCCUCGAGGCACAGAGUGGCGUUCUUGUAUGUCUGGAGCCGCCACCCCUUGCUCCGGGCGACGGCUAUGAGGUCAAAGUUUUCUCUGAGACCUCAGCGGCUGAAUGGACUUCGACGAUCAGCUUGGCACCAUCGGCAGAGGAGCACCCACGCAGUGGCCCUUCAGCCCUUCGCUUCAUUGAGCAGCAGCUUUCAUCCGGACCUUUCUCGAUGCAGCAAGCCUUUGAGAUCUUCACGCGCGUGACCUCAUUGCAGCCUUUUCCAGAUGAUGCUCCUCAUUUGGUUGCUGCUUGCCUGGCCCGGGCUUAUGGACCAGCUUCUGCGGCUCUGGCGGCUCUUGCACGCGACGAAGGGCUUGUGGACAAGCUCCCCAAAGCGCCAAAGAAGCAAGGCCUGCUGCCAACUGCAGCGCACAAGCGAUGGUUGCAAGAGGUUCGAGAAAAGUUGGCGUCGGCCGUGCGGAGCAGUCCAUUGCCCGAGCCGCCGGCGCCGGCAGCAGUUCCUCGAGAGGUCCUCUUGCAGCACGGUGCUCUGCGACUCGCGGCCUGGCCCAUCGUGCAGGUUGCGGAUUGUGAUAUGCGCACAGUGUCGGGUAUCGCGGCCUUGCGGAAGCCACUGAAGGAGAUUUGCGAAUCAUUCUUCAACCUUGUUCCCACGACUCAGGGCGCCCCAGCCCUUGCACCGUGGCUUCUGCGUGAGAUCCAGGCAGACCAGCGCUGCACGUCUAGAGGAGCCCGAUGGGUCAAGCGCUUAGAGGAGUCGCUGUUGGAACUGCAGGCGACUGUCCAGGUGCCGGCGCUCCGUGGCCACAUCCAGGAACUGACUUUGACUUUGCAGAGGCAGCUGCAGCAAGAUCGCAGACAAGCUGCAGAGGCCAUCACAGCUGCUGAGGAAGCGGCUGCAGAGACUUCAAACAAUUCAGCAUCAGCUCUUCGAGCUUUACAGCUCAAAGGGGGCCUUGCGCCCCGGCUUGAUUUCUGUGGCCUUCUCCGUCUUUGGAUGGCUGAGCAGGGCGGGGAGAUUCUAUGCAAGCAUGGAGUCGACGAGGACAAGGUGCUGGGGCUCGUGGCCGACUCCCUGGUGCUGCAGGUUCGCGCAGCUCAGUGUGCCAGCGCUUUGCGAGCCCUCCGUGCAGAGGAUGGACGGUCUGUAGAGCUGAAGACCAAAGCAGCCGCGGAGGAAGUCGCCAAGGAGCGGCACUACUUGGCGCCGAAUCCAUGCGGAGUGGGUUUCGUUCUUGAUCCACGUCUGCUGGCUGUCGAGUUCCUCUUUGGCAUAAUGCUUCGAGAGACCCAGGUUGAGGUGCUGCGAGCUUUCCUGCAAGGCAAAGAGGACAGCUGGGUUCAUCAGAUGCUGAUGGGAGGUGGUAAAACUUGCGUGAUAGCCCCAAUCUCGGCAGCCCUCCUAGCCACGCCUUCGCGACUUUUCGUCGCUAUCGUCCCGUCCAGCCUCCUGACCUUCUCUCGAAAUCAGCUCCGCUCCCGUCUUUGCAACCCCUGCUUGGGGGUUCCUGUUCUUACUUUUGAUUUUUCCCGCGAGACGCGAGUCACUUCGCAGCUUCUGCACCGACUGCAGCAUGCGCGACGAAAGCGUAGCGCCGUUUGCGCCUCGCCACAAAGCAUUAAGUCGCUGCUCCUGCGUGUCGCCGAGCUGGCAGGGCAGCAAACCUCCACGGUUGUUACCGCCACUGCGACCGGAAGAAUGCGCAGAUUUUUGAGUGCUGUGGGCAUCGGAAGUGAAGGAGGCACAAAGCAGCUUCCGGAAGUCAGUGCUGAAGAAGCACUCCAGAAUGCGAGAAAGAUGCUGGAGCUCUUCAGAGGAGCGACGGCAUUGAUCGAUGAGAUUGACUGGGUGAUGCACCCUUUGAAGAGCGAGCUGCAUUGGCCCUGUGGACCAGUUCGCGCACUCGACAUGGCUGAAGCCACAGCAACCUGCCCAGAGUCUGGGUCGAGGUGGCGAAUCAUGGGAUGCCUGGUGGAUGCUGUCCAAGAGAUGGGCAGCAGUCUCCACGCGGCAUUCGAGGCGGGUGUUCGGGAGCACAAGAUGAUGAUGAAGCCAAAUCCAGUAGUACUGGACAGAAGGUGGUAUUAUGUGCGGCUGCUGCCGCUCUUGGCAACCGAACUCGCCAGUUUUCUGGGACCGCGCACACCGGUGCCACGAGAGGAGUUGCUCUCAUUUUUUGGUCCGGAAGGUCGCUGUGGUCCCACUUUGACAAGGCUCCCGGAUGCAGAAACCAAGCUCCUGACACUUGGUCGGCAGCUGCUCCACAGCGUCUUCCCACACCUGCUCAGUUUGCCUCAUCGCAUUCGAUAUGGUUUGCUGCCAGAUCGAGCAGCCAGCACAGCUGGGCUGAGCACACGUGGCCGCGGCGCACGACGGGCUUUGCUCGCAGUACCAUUCAUUGGCAAGGACUGUCCCUCCACGGCCUCAGAGUUUGCCCAUCCCGACGUUGCCAUCGGGUUGACGCUCCUGGCCUACCGCUACGAGGGUCUUCGGAAGCAAGACUUCGUUCUCCUGCUGAAGCUUCUUCGGGCAGAAAUGGACGAAGAGAGAGGGCCACACGCAAGGAGGCCGACCUGUCUUCGAUGGGUCUCCUGGAUCAAGGAGGCUGGUGGCCGUGUCACUGGCUUCAGUUGGGCUGGACAGUACCUUUCUGACAUGCCGAAGGACGAGGCUCGGUUGGAUUCCCCUCCUGCCAAUCAGCCUUUGCUUGCAGAUGAUGGACUGGAAGAGCUGCGUGCCAACGUGUGGCCUCUGGAGAGGGUAAGCCUAAAAGACAAGCAGCAGGUGCACUUGCUGUGGUGCUUACUGCAACGCACAGUCGGCGCCGUCAAGUACUAUCUGUACGAGCAUGUUUUUCCAGGCGUCAUGGGCCUGAGUGACUCGCUGCUGUCGUGCACAGCACAGGAGCUUGGGAGCGGUGUGCUCUUCGGUCGGCGUCUCGGCUUCAGUGGUACGCCCUCGGAGGUGCUGCCUGCAAGUAUGGGCAAGAUCCAUUACGAGCAGGGUUGUGACGCGAAGAUUUUGAGCACACUUCUGAAUGCCAAUGUCGUCACUCGGACAGAGACUCUCCCAGCAGGGUGGGAUCCUUCGUGGCUUCUGCAGCGAGCUGCGACAGGGGAGUUCCACGCGCUCAUCGAUGCGGGGGCAUUGGUGGUUGGCUUGUCGAACUUCACCGCAGCCUCGAAGCUCCUGGAGUCAUUGCCGUCAUCCUCGUUUUUCGGCGUGGUGUUCUUGACUGAAGCGGAUGAGUCAGUAGUGCUGGUCCGAGACGGGCGCAUCUUGCCCUUGGCCGACUGCGGCUUGUCCCCAGAGCAGAGAUUCACGUUCUACGACCACGUGCAUACCACUGGGCUCGAUGUGCCGCAAGCUCCCUAUGCACGUGCUGCUCUGACGUUGGGUAAAGACAUGCUGUGGAGAGACUACGCACAGGCCGCUUUUCGCAUGCGAGGGCUCGGACCAGGUGCGCAGACGUUACAAUUGCUGGUGCCUCCGGAAAUUCGUCACCUUGUAGUGGCAGCCGAGGAGGCCGAGGUCGACUUAGAGCCUCCAGCGCCGGUGGCAAACUGCUCGCCCAACGACGACCUCAUUUCCCUGAGUCCCGUGGUUGACAUCGGCCUGAACAGCUUCGCUCAGGCAAGUCAGCCAACGACCACACUCCAAUUUGGCUUGGAUUCCCUGCUGGCUUUUGAUGCCUUGGCACCUUCAAGCUACCCGAAGCAAAGCAUUCAGGCUCAGACAAGCCCUGAAGAGCACAAGAAAGAGCUCGCUGCGAUCUUGCGAUGGACGGGCGGCAACACGCUUGACAGUGACAUCAAACAGUUCGCCUUGCUCUGUGAGCAGAAUGUGGAGGCUCUUUGGAGGAGUCGUGCCUGGUCUGUAGUUCAGGGCAAGGACAAGGAGGCUUCGAUGGGCUUGUCCGCAAGCUUGACAGUACUGCGGAUGCCCAGAGAAGAUGUUAUACCGAACGAUCCCGAUCCGCUGGUUGAGGAGCGAACACUCAGCGAGCGGCUGGCAGAGAGGCUUCGUGCACAUGCGCACUGGAUCACUCCAGAGGUACAGCAAAUUGGCAAUGAGUUGAUUGCCGAGGCUUCGGGCCUUGAUCAACGAGGACUGCUGGGAAAGGGGAAGCUCGGGAAGCUCGGGCCGGGCUCGGUCUUCAAGGGCCUGGAGCAGGAGCAGGUACAGGAGGAAGAGCAGGAAGAAGAGCAGGAACAGGAGCAAGAGGAAGAACAGGAGCAGGAAGAGGAGGUGGAGCAGGAAGACGAGGAGGAAGAAGCCGCAGAUCAGAAGUAUUCGAGAGAAGACGAAGGCGAAUGCGCGUGGAAUCCCAAAAUCCUGUCCGAAGAGCCAAAGCUUGCUGAUGGCAGCUACACGUUCUACAGGUGCUGUGAGGGACUCUCCGUCUUCAAUGGCAAGCUGAUGCAGGCACAGAAAAGCCUUCGAUUUCCGCCGUGGUUCGUGGCAUCACAGAACUACUUUCGGCAGCAGUGGCGACUUAAGACCGUCCGCCGCCUGAAAUGCUGCUUGAUGUUAGCAGAGUGGGUGCCUGGUGGGCGUACGCGGGAGCUUCUUCAGCAAAUCGAGGGCAUCGCAUCCGACUCCGAUGCGCUCCGUGCAGCUUUGAAUGCCCUGGAGCUGGAAGGUGUGGAGGAGCUAACAGAAGCACAGUCGAAAUCCUUGAUGGAAUGCUUGCAUCUUCAAGUUGGCCAGAAGCUCCCGGUUUCCAGGACGGUGGCUGACCUCGCCCGCUUAAUGCAGUCCGAGGCUCCAAUGUGCCCCAUCCAGCCUGGACGUUACUUCUGCUUAGUCUCCCUCCUGGAAGCGGAGCACUUGCGAGCUGUCCUUCACAGCCGCCCUCCUUUCCCUAUGGGCAUUGCGCUGCGUGCCCCUGUGGCUUUGGAGGGGCAGCCGCUGGACACAAGCAAUGAUUUCUCCUUGGGCCCCUCCUUUCAGGCUUUUGCUGCAAGCCAGCUGAGCCGCUUCGUAGAUUCAGAGGUCUCGUUUAGCGCUCGGGAGCUGUGUGCAGUGGACCUGUGCCUAACGGGAAGCAAGCACGCUGAGCGCCUGGAGUGGUGGGAGCAAGUGCGGCAUUGCAGACGUCGGGCACAAGCCCGACCUGUGCCAUCGUUGUCUGUCGCUGCUUUGCUGCUUCCGCCCAGUAUUCGGCACAAGGCACGGCUGGAGAGCUCCAUCGCCAAGGUAAGAACUGUCUUGAGACGGCGUGGGGCAAAUGCAAGGCAGCUGUUUGCCCUGCAGGCCGGAGGAAAGUGUCUGCACCUGAGCGCUCGAGAUCUCGCUCAAGCGCUUCAGCAGUUCGGUCUCCUGGAUGCGAUGGAGGCCGGCAGGCUCGCGCUCACCGCAGCCAGGAUGGACGCCGAGGGUGUGACGAUGGAGAGAGCGAGCGUGAGCCUCUCGAGCUUCUUGCAGCUUAUGGGAUCCAUCGGGGGUGGCGACGACAUCGAUGAAGCCGAAGGCAAAGAAGCUGUUUUGGAAGCCGCUCCUUCGCCAUCUGCUGCCCUGGCCGAGUGCCAAUUGAAUUUAGAGGCUGGGCGCUGGUCAGUCAAAGUACUCGCGCAUGACCGCCUGGUCGAAGUCUGGACGUCCCGGAAAGUACCGGGCACUGAGGCGAGACCCUUCAGCAUCUGGCGGCCGGACCUAAAGUCUGGUGCAGCUGCCGGUGGCAACUCCAUUCAGCAAGGGCUCAGGAACCUCGUGGGAGCAGGGAAUGGACGCCUCUUCUUCCUGGGAGACAUCGGACGGCGCGGUCUGGACGCGCCGACGGCAUGUUUGGUCGUGAGGAUCAAACCCUCAAAAAGCCCUCCCAAAGGAGGAGGACUUGGAUUAGGACUGGAUGCUUGGAUGUCGCGGUUCUUGCCGCGACCCGUCGCAUUCCGAUUGAUUUGGUACGACCGACGCGGUGCCACAUCUGAAGCCUCCGCCCAAAGUCAGGGUUCAUCCGGUGCGCAAAACCCAGGCGGUGAAGGCUUGUACGUGUGGCGGCCAGUUCCUCCCAGCGACCUCUACAUAGCUCUGGGUGCUGUUUGCACCACGGACUCUUCUGAGCCUCGGGGGGUUGACGUUCGCUGUGUGCCGCGAGCGUGGCUGGUUCGUGGGGAUUCCCUGGGGCCAACUCUUUGGAGCUUGGGCGACCGGCAAGAAGUCCGGGUACAAGAAGCACUAGGUGGAGUCAUCGCUUGCCCAACGGAGAACCUCCGAUAUCUUCCCAGCUGGGGGUUCAUAUCCGAGAAGUUCUUCGUUGGAUCGUGA
Symbiodinium sp. CCMP2592 is the source of this 11298-nucleotide messenger RNA. The record is from the annotation of a GenBank genome assembly. NCBI's taxonomy places the organism in Eukaryota, Dinophyceae, Suessiales, Symbiodiniaceae.